Poeciliopsis prolifica (blackstripe livebearer) is the source of this 1401-nucleotide messenger RNA. RefSeq names its product thyrotropin-releasing hormone receptor-like. Gene Ontology annotation, cellular component: membrane. NCBI's taxonomy places the organism in Eukaryota, Metazoa, Chordata, Actinopteri, Cyprinodontiformes, Poeciliidae. The transcript is spliced from 3 exons. Bases 93 to 1259 code for a protein of 388 amino acids. The record is from RefSeq and is a predicted model, not a curated record. Gene Ontology annotation, biological process: phospholipase C-activating G protein-coupled receptor signaling pathway. Gene Ontology annotation, molecular function: thyrotropin-releasing hormone receptor activity.
CUGGAGGAGGACAGAGCGGACCUGGACGCUGCUUCGUCCAACUCAUGGGUUCUCGUCUUUGAAUUGUUCCUGCUGGACUGAAGGAGAAAAAGAUGGAGAACAACACCACCGUUUUCCAGGACGUCGCUCGACUUGUGAAUCUGACUGCGAUGCCUCUGAACUCUGUCGAAGAACAAGUGAUAACCAUCAUGUUGACGACGUUCAUUUGUGGCGUCGGGAUCGCGGGGAACGUCAUGGUCGUGCUCGUCGUCCUGCGCACCAAACACAUGGUGACGCCAACAAACUGCUACCUGGUCAGCUUGGCCGUCGCUGACCUCAUCGUGCUCCUGGCUGCAGGCUUGCCCAACAUCUCCGAUGUGGUGGCUUUCUGGAUUUAUGGCUACACAGGGUGCCUGUGCAUAACGUAUCUUCAGUAUCUGGGGAUCAACGUGUCCUCGUGCUCCAUCACGGCGUUCACCAUUGAACGCUACAUUGCAAUCUGUCACUCCAUACAGGCCCAGUUCUUAUGCACGGUCUCCAGAGCCAAAAGGAUCAUAGCUGCAAUCUGGAUCUUCACUUCCCUCUACUGCACCAUGUGGUUCUUUUUGGCAGACACUAAAGAAACCGUUUACACCAACGGGGUGGUGGUUACCUGCGCCUACCGCGUGUCCAGGAGCUUCUACAUGCCCAUCUACUUCCUGGACUUCACUCUUUUCUAUGUGGUCCCUCUAAUUGUGGCCACUGUGCUGUACGGGCUCAUAGCAAGGAUUUUGUUCAUGAGUCCUCUGCCGUCACAUCUGAGCGACCGAGCAGGAGGAGGGUCGGUUCAUCAGGGCCACUCGCACAGCACCAACAAGCCCAACAAGGGAGCGAUUACUGCAAGAAAGCAGAUAACGAAGAUGCUGGCUGUGGUGGUGAUCCUCUUCGCGUUGCUGUGGAUGCCUUACAGAACGCUGGUGGUGGUCAACUCCUUCAUCGACCCUCCGUACCACGACACCUGGUUCCUCCUCUUCUGCCGAAUGUGCAUCUAUACCAACAGCGCCAUCAACCCCGUCGUCUACAACCUCAUGUCUCAGAAGUUUCGCGUGGCGUUUAAAAAGCUGUGCAGGUGCAGCCGCCACGGCAGGGAGGCCGAGUACAACGUGCCGAUUUAUUACAGCGUGAUGAAGAGUUCUUCCCAUGGGAGCAACGAACCGGUCACAGAGCAGGAGGAGCUCAGCCGUCAAACGUGCAGCAGGUUCAACGUAACGGAGGAUGACGCCAGCGCGCUCAGUGCAUAAAACGCUGCUCAUACUCCCUGUUUAUGUUUAGGUUUCCGGUAAAAAGAUGUGUGGAUAUUCUUGGUGAACUCUGUGUGGAUUUGUGUACUUUGCAUUUCUCAGCAGUGUAUUUAUUUUAAUAUCCCUGUUUAUACUGUAAAUA